Cryphonectria parasitica EP155 is the source of this 1199-nucleotide messenger RNA. Its product is annotated as WLM-domain-containing protein. NCBI's taxonomy places the organism in Eukaryota, Fungi, Ascomycota, Sordariomycetes, Diaporthales, Cryphonectriaceae. The record is from RefSeq and is a predicted model, not a curated record. The transcript has 2 exons. The coding region runs from base 1 to 1158 and encodes 385 amino acids. Gene Ontology annotation, molecular function: proteasome binding.
AUGGAUGACAACACAACCAAAGAAGGCGAGAUUCCUCCCGCGCUGUCCAUCCACAUCUCCAAAGGCGGCAAGACCAUAGACGUCCAGCUUCCCGGAGAUGCUCUCCUCUCAGAUCUCAUAACGGCAUGUGAAGAGUCCGCAGCGUGGGGCCCAUCGCCUGGAGCAGAAGCACCAGCAGAUCAUGACACCUCCUCGCAACCACCACAACAUUUCGACUGGGACAAGGCCAAGUUCAUAGCCAAGGGCGCCAUGCUGAGGUCCGGCCCGGACGAUAACAAGACGAUCGCCCAUCUUGACGGGAAGAAGGUCACGCUGCAGGUGCCCACGUUGGAGGAUCUGCAAGGGCUAAGGGAAUCCUCGGCUGCGGCCAGAGCGAGACAGGACCGCAGAGAGGCGCAGAGGAGGGCCGCGGUGCCGGCACGGCGGACGGUGGGACAGAAGCGACGGCAGGAGGACUCGGAGUACACGUUUCUACGGAUCGAGCCGCUGCCUGGGUUGAGGAAUCCGGAGAGGAGCCGGGAGUUGCUGGUGCGGCUGGCCGAGGACCCUGGAAUCAAGGCUGCCAUGAGAAAACAUAAGUUCACAGUCGGCCUCCUCACAGAGAUGGACCCCCUAAGCAACACCCAGUCCUCCCACGAAGGCACAACCCGCCUCCUAGGCCUCAACCGCAACCACGGCGAGGCCAUCGAGCUCCGCCUCCGCACCGACGCCUACGACGGCUACCGCGCCUACCGCACCAUCCGCGACACCCUCUGCCACGAGCUCGCCCACAACGUCCACGGCCCCCACGACCGCAACUUCUGGGACCUGUGCCACCAGAUCGAGCGGGAGGUUGCAGCUGCCGACUGGCGGCACGGUGGGCAGAGCGUCGGCGGCGGGGCAGGACAGGAAGGGUUCUUUUAUGAGCCGAGCGCCGAGGCUGAUGUUCCUGACCAUGGGGGCUGGACGGGCGGGACUUAUGUUCUUGGUGCGAGCAGCAGCAGCAGCGCGUCAGGAGGAGGAGGAGGAGCGACGAGCGGUGGUGGUGGUAGUUCUGGUGGUGGACUGAGCAGGCGGGAUGUGAUCGCGAGGGCGGCAGAGGAGAGGAUGAGGAGAAUGCAGGAGGAUAGCAAGCCACCCGACGAGAACGGCGAGGGUGGGAGCCGGACGAGUAGGUAGUAUGACAGUGCGCAAAAGCGAGGCAAUGUCUACUACUACUA